GCUGUUAAUCAAGUGUUGGUAUCGAAACAUCGGUUCGUUAAAUAAUACUGCUCGGUCCUAGCAUCGAAAUUGAGGAACCAUUGCCCUACAACACCCAUUUCACGACCUCGACGAGUCACUAUCUAACGGCGUGGCAUGAACAAAGUUCGGAUUCGGGGUUGAUCGAGUACGGCCUAGCAAUCUAAUUAUAUUUCUUUUUGAGAAACGAUAUAGGCUUUACGAGAAGGAUUUCAGACCACGAGGUGGAAACGAUGACGGGGCGCUAUUUACAUGUUCGUGGCCACGGACAUGGCCAUCACCCUCUCCAUUCGAGGGAUCUUCCCUCAGAUGCUGAAGGACAUAACCCGCUGGAGGCCAGUGGAGUGAUAGGUGACCAUGGCACAGGGGAUGCGAAUGCUAUAGGACGAAUUACGGCGAGAGAGAAUAAUCUUGAUGAGAAGCCAGUUGGCAGCACGAUGACCAUUCCCAUCAUUCUAGGUAUUUGCAUUCCUCUAGGCCUUGCGCUUCUAGUUUUGGUGUACCUACACCAUCGAACUACCGUUAGACAAAGGAAAGAAGAUGAGACAGACAAGUACAAGUCUAUGGACUUCGGUCUUGACGGCCCUGUACCUGGAAAGGGAAAUAAGAGACGGAGCGCUAUGUUCGGAAAGGAGAAGGACCCGGGCCACAAAGUCCAGCUUUCCAUGGACUUGAACCUUUCCAGCCCCUAUCUACUCCCGCCAAAUAUGCAAAACUCACGGGAGUCCCUGAACUCCUUGGCGAAGAGCCUACACCAAAAUGAGGACCCGUACCGGCCUGUCACCCAGUAUGCUGGUAGUGAUGUUGCCUCGAUGCGCUCUAUUCCAAAGGGAGCUAACCGAAACUCUUCGGGACGUUCCAGCCUUGGUCGUGACUCCACACAGAAUCGACCUUCCAUCGCUAUCAGCGAAUACCCGCCCCGCCAGAAGUCUCUCCCAACGUCUCCUCUCUCGCCGUUACCUCCUGCAGCGCUGCCCCCGCAGCUUCGUGAGCCAGUUGGAGCACUGCCUCCUCUACCAGUGAAGAAUGAAUUCCGAUUUGUUGACGAUUCCACGGCUAUGCCCCAAGUCCCUGAAAUUCAGGAACCAGUACCCGCGGCGCUGAUUUCCCCUUCCAGCUCUCGACCCAUCUCAAAUGAAUCAGCCAGAUCGAACGGUGGGCGCGGAGAUUCUAUGACCCAAGGUUUAGGUAUUAUGGACACCCGUGCUUCCCAGAGCUCUGUGGGUUCGUCGCCCAGGAACACGGGCCUACGUUCCGCCAAUACACCACCGCCGAGAAAUGAAUCACUUCCAGCUGGCCCAGACUUUGCGAUCGAAUUCAAUAACUACGCAGCGAAUAUCCAGCUCAACGGUCCAGACCAUGAGGCAGCUGGUAAUGCUGGUCAACAAGAGCAUCCACUAUCAGCUGGGUUAGGUGUACCUGCGCAAGAUAACAGGAGGUUAUCCGUCGGUUUACGUCCUCUACCACCUGACGAUUUUCUCGAGUCAGAAGAUCCCGAGUUUAGAGCCAACAGAAUUCGUUCUUUCUACAAAGAAUACUUUGAGGAGACGAAGACAGACUCGGGGAAGCCCCCGCCUCUUCCUCAAAACGCAGCUUACCACAACGACGACAGCAACUACCUCGGUGACACUGCCUUUUUUGACCCUGACACGAAUGCAUUUGUUAUGCCCUACGCGCAACCUGUUACUCGCCGUGCAAUGACCCCGCCUCCACGCAACAGACGACCAAUGCCUGGCCCCGGUCCCCAUGGACCUAAUGGACAUGGUCCUCACGGAAGCAUGGGCAUGCCAGGUGGACCGCGUGGAAGAUCUAGGGCAGGAUCAACAUCAAGCCACAGAUGGGCACCGAUGAGCCCGCGUCCGGAUUCUUCUGCCUCCAACCCGCGUAUGCCAAAUGGAAAACCACGAAAACCGAUGCCCCCUCCUGCUCCUCUCAGCACACUGCCUACGCCCUCUAAGCUGAGAGAUGACUCGUUUGCUAUCCUGGGAGCUAUCGACUUCGCCCCCCCUCCUACUUUCAAGGAUGUAGCAGCUGGUCGGUCACAGAGCCCCGUUGGCGAGCGUAAACCAUACGUCUUAAACACUCCCAUCCACUCACCGUUAGUGAGUGCCUUUGACGACACUCCAGCGUUGCCCAGCCCACAUCUUCUACGUAAAUCAGGAACGUUUACUGCCCUUGACUUCGCCCCCCCGCGUAGGUUCAAGGACCCCGACACGAUGAGUGACGCGGGCAGUGUGGUUAGCAACCAUAGCGGGAUAUCAUCAUCUAACCUCAGCGCUAUCCGUGGAGGUGCUGGAAGAGUCAGUCGCUUGCCUGGUGAUACCGUCUUCACCCAGGCUUCUAUGGGCGAUACGCUCAAGCCGUCGUGGGCGAUGAGAGACUAAAGCAAGGCUGUCAGCCUAGAGUUGGACACAUAGGAACUUCGAAUGUGGCAAGGCCAUCCGUCUUGUAUAUCUGAGCAAUAUAUACCGUUAAUGCCCUCUUUUUUUCUUCGAUUCCGGAGUAGGUAGUCUGGAAACCAAUCAUGACCG
Molecule: messenger RNA, 2549 nt
Organism: Hypoxylon fragiforme
Lineage: Eukaryota; Fungi; Ascomycota; Sordariomycetes; Xylariales; Hypoxylaceae
Exons: 3
Coding region: 252-2402 (716 amino acids)
Source: RefSeq, a predicted model, not a curated record